AUGUUCAAUUGCAUCAGAAGAGCUCCGUAUAGUACGGGAGUCACUCAGGAGUUUUUACAGGGAAUUUUACUCAGAGCUCAGGAAGCUACUGCUAAAAAAGCUGCUCCGGCUGUCAAGUCCAGAAAGUCUGCCGACAAAAGAUCUCAGCAGAGGGCCGGUGGUAAUAGUGCUCGUCGCAAUGCUCAGCAGAAGUCCGUAGGCACAAUAACUCCUAGAGUUAAACCAACUUUCAACCAUAGUAUCAUCAACAGACAGCCGCAGUUUAAGAAAAAAGAUGCCAACAGUAUGAAAUCCUCUGCUGCAGCAGAGGAUUUGAUAGAAGCUUUCGAAAGCACUAAUGACUCAGCCAGUAGGGGCAGAAGUAAAAUAAGAACCAGUGCCUCGUCUAGAAGAAAUACUCCCGCGAAAAAGAGAGAAGUGCCUGGAAUGGUCAAGAAGACGAGUUCCGCCAACGUUUGGGCACCUGGCACCAAAAACAUACAAAACCAGGAGGCUUACAUGCCACAGGAGCCCACUUUGGCGUCCUUACUGAAAUUUUAUCCUGGUCUUCCUAAUACGCCGGCCUCGCGUCUUAUCAAUUACUCUUUGGGACUGAUGAAAGCUGCAGAUUUCCCGCUCAAUAGAGAGGCAAACUACGGUGUUUUGGAGAAUGUCAAUGAGCCUCCCAAGAAUGCGACGUUUAGUGUGAAAACACCUAGCUUUGGACAAUAUACAGAGUCGAUGCCUUUAACUUUCGAGAAGGAGAAAAUGUUCAAAAAUCUUUCUGUGAAGGCCGAUCCCGCAAGUUUUGAUUCAGUCGUGCUUGGCAUAUACCAGCAACUGGCGCCAUUGGAUGCCGAGCAAUUCAAAUCGGUCACUCACGAUAAUGUCAAGAGGAAAGAGCUGUUGAGCAAUAGUCAAAUCGUCAGACAAAGCUUGCAAGGCGUCAAUAUAAGCUCUGAAAGAAAGCAAGCAAUCUAUCAAGUUUGCUCUGGUCUGGCACCAAUUGCCGAACUGACUCAAUAA
Messenger RNA from Torulaspora globosa, 1005 nucleotides. It is a transcript of the gene RSM28, whose product is annotated as mitochondrial 37S ribosomal protein mS46 RSM28. The coding region runs from base 1 to 1005 and encodes 334 amino acids. The record is from RefSeq and is a predicted model, not a curated record. The transcript has a single exon. Lineage: Eukaryota; Fungi; Ascomycota; Saccharomycetes; Saccharomycetales; Saccharomycetaceae.